Molecule: messenger RNA, 2040 nt
Organism: Onthophagus taurus
Lineage: Eukaryota; Metazoa; Arthropoda; Insecta; Coleoptera; Scarabaeidae
Source: RefSeq, a predicted model, not a curated record
AAAGACGUUUUGUACGAUGUGUUACUCAAAAACGUCUUUUCCCGGUAUCUUUUUACGAGAAAAAGGCGUGUAUCGUAUCAGCAGACAGAAAAAAUUCUACAAUCCGUAAUAAAGUGAUAACCCCGCGGAGUUAAAACAGUAUUUAAGAAUGUAAAAGACCAAUACAUCAAACGCACUCUUUAUUUAACAUUCGGUUUAACAACAACCAAAAUUAAUUUUCGUUAAUUACUUUUUAAAUUAUUUAUAUUGUUAAGUAAGUGAAAAAGUUUAAAAGAAACGAUGCCCGAAACAGAAAUGACAGUUGAGGACCAUCAAAGGGCUUUGGCCCAAGAACAACAUCACCGACCUAGAUUGGAAUGCGAACAAAUUAUUCAAAGGGCUUCCUCGAUUAAUAAAGAUCUGAUUAAUCGAAUGCAAAAUUCGCAAAUUGGGAGGACUUACAUUUGCGGUUAUGAUUUUCACACGAAACAACUUUGUUUUGUAGCCGUUUUAUUGAUUCUGUUCGUUUUGAGCAUCAUUUCCGUCUCGUUGAUUUGGUUUACUUCAUCGUUCGAUAACUUUGUGUUAUCGCACUUAAUUAUCACUCCGAAAAAUGAUAUCUUCGAAGAAUGGUCCAACCCAACUUAUCGGUCUCACGUUAAAGUGCACAUCUUUAAUUACACCAACAUCGAUGCUUUUAAAGCUGGUAAAGAUAAAAAGUUGAGAGUUAAGGAUAUCGGACCUUACCAUUACGAGGAAAUUAAAGAAAAAAUUAACGUUCAAGUCCACGAUAAUGGGACGGUUACGUAUCAGGAUCGACUUAAUCAUCGAUUUAAUCCACGAUUAUCCAAAGGGAAGCAAAGUGAUGUGAUUUAUGUGCCGAAUAUUUUAACAUUGUCAGCGGCUAAAAAAACCGAAAACAACUUUUUCAUGCAAUGGACCGCUUCGGUGACCCUUCAAAGCCCCUUUAUAAAGCAAGCAGCCCACCGAUUCAUUUGGGGCUACGAAGAUAACGCCUACAAUUUAAUGAAGGGGGUGUUAAGGUUCCAAAAUCAAAGGGUUUCGGAUAACAUCGGCUUAUUAGCUACGAGAAAUGGAACUUUACCCUACACCUUAACAGUAGGAACUGGUUCAAAAUCAAUAAACAACAUCGCUAACGCCAUAAAAAUCGAUUCAAACACUCAAUUUGGGAAAUGGUCCACGGAAGAAUGCGAUCGGAUACACGGAAGUGAUGGGACUCAAUUUAAUCCGUUUUUGAUUCGUGAAAAGAAGCCAAUUACUGUUUUAACCCCGGAAUCGUGUAGAACAUUGGAGUAUGUUUUUAGUCACGAGGUGAAAGUGAUAAACAAAACGAUUAAAGCUUACAAAUACAUUUUACCAACAUCAGUUUACGACGCGCCAGAUAAAAAUCCAGAUAACCAAUGUUAUUGUGAUUUAGAUUCGGGUUAUUGCGCCCCACAAGGUUUCCUUGACAUCUCAAAAUGCGUUUUUGACACCCCCCUUUAUAUCUCGAUGCCACAUUUUUACAACGUCGAUCCAGAUUAUUUUAAAGUCGAUGGUUUAGAUCCAACUUACUCAAAAGCUGAGAGUUAUUUGAUGGUUCAUCCAAGAAUGGGAUUCGCUAUUGGAGGGAGUUAUAAGUUCCAAAUUAAUAUUUUGGCCAAAAAUCUUUUUGGAUUCACCAGUAUGAGUAUGUUUAAAGACGACACAAUGUUGCCAAUAGCUUGGGUUGAUGUCGGAUUGGAGGAGAACGCCAUUCCAGAGAAAACCAUCGAAAAAAUGUAUCAAGGAACCUUUGUUGUGAAAAACAUCGAAUUAGGAAUUAAGUACGUCUCAAUUUUAGUGAUGAUUUUGAGCGCUGCCGCUAUCGUUAUCGUAACGAGAUCGAAAUGGGAAGGAAAAAUUAAAAAUUGUUACACAAAUUCGGCUUGAUUUUUAUUGUUUUUUAAUUAGCUAAGACUGAUUUUUGUAAAAUCACUCAGAUUAUUGUAAAUAGUAAUGAAAUUGUUGUGAUAUUUGUUAAUCCAUCCAUAAAUUGUUAUUGAAAUAUAUUUGUUUAAA